AUGUUCUGCCGCCAAGGUAGUGCCACAGACGACGCUGCACAUGAAGAAGAGCGUGUCGCACCAUCAGACACGUCAGUACCUGAUGCCAGCAAAGGUUCGACUGAGCUUGCUGCGGAAGAGGAUAAUGUCGGAGAUGAUGUUCUUGACGGGUUGCCCACAGGUGAGAAUGGGCUGCAGGCACUUGCAGAUGAUGGAACUCAGGCAGUUGAUCGAGCAGGGCUAGACGCUUCACCGCGCGUGUCGGAGAACAAUCCGGCAAGGGUCUUCAGUGCUGAGGAGCCAUUCGUGCAGCAAACAGUGGCGCACAAAGAGGCGCUGAUGGACGCACAAGACGAUCCAUGGCAGGUGUUGGAAGACCAACAGGCUAUGGCGUGGGCUGCUGGAAGUGCGGAAACAAAACCAUCGUCGGAUGUGGGAGAGGAUCCAUGGCAGGUGCUGGAAGACCAGAAGGCUAUGGCGUGGGCUGCUGGAACUGCGGAAGCAGAUUCAUCGCUGGAUGUGGGAGAGGAUCCAUGGCAGGUUUUGGAAGACCAGAAGGCUAUGGCGUGGGCCGCUGGAACUGCGAAAACAGACUCAUCGCCGGAUGUGGGAGAGGAUCCAUGGCAGGUGUUGGAAGACCAACAGGCUAUGGCGUGGGCUGCUGGAAGUGCGGAAACAAAACCAUCGUCGGAUGUGGGAGAGGAUCCAUGGCAGGUGUUGGAAGACCAGAAGGCUAUGGCGUGGGCCGCUGGAACUGCGGAAGCAUAUUCAUCGCCGGAUGCAGGAGAGGAUCCAUGGCAGGUGUUGGAAGACCAGAAGGCUAUGGCGUGGGCCGCUGGAACUGCGGAAACAGACUCAUCGCCGGAUGCAGGAGGGGAUCCAUGGCAGGUGUUGGAAGACCAGAAGGCUAUGGCGUGGGCCGCUGGAACUGCGGAAACAGACUCAUCGCCGGAUGCAGGAGAGGAUCCAUGGCAGGUGCUGGAAGACCAAAAGGCUAUGGCUUGGGCUGCUGGAACUGCGGAAGCAGAUUCAUCGCCGGAUGCAGGAGAGGAUCCAUGGCAGGUGUUGGAAGACCAAAAGGCUAUGGCUUGGGCUGCUGGAACUGCGGAAGCAGAUUCAUCGCCGGAUGCAGGUGAGGAUCCAUGGCAGGUGUUGGAAGGCCGUGUGGCCGCCACUUGGGAAGACGCAAGCGCGUGGACGCAGCAGGAUGACGUGAGAACAAACGAAUGGUCCGACACGGAAUCUGCAUCCUCAUUCGGCUCAGAGGAAGAUGCGUGGCUGGACGGCGAUGAUCCGUGGCGUCUGCAGGACGAGCGAGAGCAGAAGCAACGCGCUGAGCUCAUGUUGCUGGCAUCGUCAAAGAAGCCUGAAGUCACAGAGCUGCCGAAGCAGCCUUUGCCAGAUGAACUGCCCAUUGAAGCUUUGCGCAAGGAAAUCCUGCAGGCCGUGCGAUCUGAGCGUGUCACCAUUCUUGUUGGUGCAACGGGCUGUGGCAAGUCCACACGGCUUCCUCAGUUCUUGAUGAACGAGCCACGAGCACGGGUGCUGGUAACUCAACCACGCCGUGUAGCAGCGGUUGAGAUUGCACGACGGGUUGCUUCUGAGCGAGGCGAGGAGAUAGGCCAGAAUGUGGGCUAUCGUAUCUCGGGGGAGACGAUUCUUGGCUCCGGCAAACUGCAGUUUGCCACCAUAGGCUACGUCUUAAGCUGGUUCCUCGCCAAGCCUGAGCACUUCGGCAGCUUCACCCAUGUGGUCAUAGAUGAGGUUCACGAGAGAGCUGCGGAUAUGGAGAUGUUCCUCUUGCUCACCAAGCUCUUGAUGUACUUCUUCCGGCUGCCGAAGGUUGUCUUGAUGUCCGCCACCCUUCAGCCGGAGGAAUUCAGCAACUACUUCUCAGACUUUGUAGAUGCUGGUGAAUCCAUCUCUGUGCUGGACCCUCUGGUUCGCAAAGGUGCAACUUACAUCGGCCGUGCAAAGCAGCACACCAAAGGCAGCGUGUGCUCUGAGGCCUGGGAGAACCUUUCCAGUGCAGGAGAUCUUCCUGGAAUUGAGGAGAUGCGAAAUUUGCACUCCGUGGCAACCUGCAUCUCAUGGCUGGGAUUGCUGCUUCUGGGUUUGGCAGUCGCCGACGACUGCAUUGUGAACCAGUCCAGCUUGGCCAUUACCGCUGGUGCUUGGGCAGUCAAAGUGCAGGAUGACCUGGCAUACGUCACGGGCUACCUUUCUAAUGCGCUGGCAAUUGUUAACAUAUCAGAUCAUACCAACUUAACUAUGGUAGGUUAUGUACAAAGUGAUGACCUACUCCUGGGCCCUACCGGCUUGACCCUUGCGGGCAACUUGGCCUUCGUGGCACUGGAGCUCUCAACACUGGCGGUCGUGAAUGUUUCGGACCCGGAAAGGCCGGAAGUAAUUGGUACGGUAGACGAGUCCUCUGAAUAUCCAUAUGCGUAUGGCGUGGCAACAGAUGGCAAUUUUGUAUAUACGCUUUCAUAUGAUGCAGCUACACUACUGGUGAUAAAUGUGUCUACCCCUAGCCAGCCGCAAGUUAUUGGCAAAGUUACUGACAUGCGACUGAAGGGUGCGGGUGACCUGCUAAUCGUUGGCGACAUUGCAUGGGUGGUGUCUGCUGACUUGCCGGGUGUUGCCAUGGUAAACAUUUCUAUGCCCACGGAUCCUUUCAUCAUCACCGCCAUCCAAGAUGCAGUUUAUUUGGACGGAGCCUACGGCAUCGCAGUUCGGGGUGACCUGGCCUAUGUUGUCAGCUACUACUCCCACUCCUUGGCCAUUCUCAAUGUGUCCGAUCCACAUGAGCCAUCAUUGCUGGGUGCUCUGGCUGACACAAAAAAUCUAUACGGAGCCUAUUCGAUCACAAUCGAAGGUGACCAAGCCUAUGUGCCUUGCUUAGAUGGCGAGUCUGUUGCUGUUGUCAACAUUUCAGACGAUUUGGUGUCCGAGUAUCAGGAUCUGCUGCCAGGCACCGUGUACUCGUUGGUGGAGACCGCUGCUGAACAGUUCGAGCAAGCUUGGGAGGACGGCCAGCUCAACAGUCCGUCAGUCCUCCCAGGCCUGCCAGAACUGGCAGUGCAGCUCGUCCCGUACUUCGCCAAAGCGAACUCCACGCUGCUGGUGUUCAUGCCUGGGUUGGUGGAGCUGAGCAAUUUAUCCGCUCUGUUCACCCCUGAGGCCUUGAAAGCCUUUCCGACCUCAAAUCCGUGGGGCACGCCGUCCAGCUACCAGGUCUUCGUCUUGCACUCCAUCGUGCCACGCUCAGAGCAGGAGCUGGUCUUCAGAGCACCGACAGGUGGUAAGUGCCAUAUUGUUCUGGCCUCCAACAUUGCAGAGUCAUCCCUCACCUUGCCGGGGUCCGCGCCGCUACUCAAGUUUGAGAACGAACAGCCCAAGCUGUGCAAUGAAGGUCUUGCCGUGUUGGAGGCUCUCCCGGGACCUGUUUGUCCCAUUGCCUUCGUCGGCGACGGCCGCAGUGGAAAGUCUUUCUUAGCAUCCAAGAUAGUUGGCGAAGGCACCUUCAAAGACGAUGACUCGGAGGAUGCUGUCACUGAAGGCAUCGAUGUCGCUGCCCUGUCCUGCCAUCCUGGACAUCUGCUUGUUCUCGACUGCGAGGGUGGCAAUAACGCCAUGUCCAAGAGUCAUUCCAUUGUAACUGUGGUUGGUGCUCUCUUUGCAACCGCUUUAGUCUUCGUUACCGACGGCAAGGCCUCAGAAGCUGCCGUUGAGGCGCUGGGACGUAUGCUCGAGGAGCGGGCCCUGAUCAAAUGCGAUGGCACAGGCACCUUGCAGGCGCAAUCCCUUCUCUUCGUAGUCAAUCAGAACAGGCUAAGAUAUGGGGAAGACGCCCUCGAGAAGAUCCUAGCCGCCGACCAUGGAGAAGAGAGAAAGGAAAUUCGGACUCUGAUCAGCAAUGCCUAUCCAGAGAACCGACGACAAUUCUUUACCAUCCCAGUGGACAACAAGAGAGACUUCGAGGAGAAGUGGGAAGCAUUCCAUGCUGCAAUGCGAAAUGCCGCUGUUCCACUGAAAAUGGGCAAGCUGUGGAUGACCGGCGCGCAGGUUGUGCACAUGCUCCGCCGCGUGGAAGAGGAGCUGCGAACGCGGGGCAAGGUUAGCUUGCCUUCUUUGCAUCGGCACGUCAUCUUGGACGGCUGGCUGAAGCCAACAGUCGGACAGGUGCUUCAAUCCAGGAUGGACAAGCUCCUAGAAAACUUCUCGCAGGAGGAGUUUGCCACUCAAAAAGUUGGAAGCGUCGAUGGAAGCUGCGCAGACUGCAAAAAAUCGGCAGCUGGGUGGCUGGAUCCAGACGUCGAAGAGUUCUUCUGCGAGGACUGCUGGCGCAAGUUCUCUCCGAAGGUGCUCAAAUGCUGCUUUUGCAGCAACUUCCACCCUUGGAUCCUUGGCCGGGUCGAACGGGUGACCAA
Molecule: messenger RNA, 4412 nt
Organism: Symbiodinium pilosum
Lineage: Eukaryota; Dinophyceae; Suessiales; Symbiodiniaceae
Source: the annotation of a GenBank genome assembly